This is a messenger RNA of Gossypium raimondii (Peruvian cotton), 640 nucleotides long. Its product is annotated as mitochondrial import receptor subunit TOM9-2. The transcript has a single exon. The record is from RefSeq and is a predicted model, not a curated record. Gene Ontology annotation, biological process: intracellular protein transport. The coding region runs from base 82 to 399 and encodes 105 amino acids. Gene Ontology annotation, cellular component: mitochondrial outer membrane. NCBI's taxonomy places the organism in Eukaryota, Viridiplantae, Streptophyta, Magnoliopsida, Malvales, Malvaceae.
UAACAGUCAAUUUCUCCAAGUUCACUGCUCAGUCUUCACGUCAAAACAGAAAACCCUCCAACAAAAACACUGUUCCCUCCUAUGGCGGCCCAACCCAGACGAGGCGGAAUUUCCCUACCCGAGAGGUCAUCCGCCUCCAAACCCCAUUCCAACAUUCUCCACAGGAUCACUUCUUCCCCCAUUGUUUCCCGUGGUAAGCAAGCGGCCUCUGACGCUGCUUUCGUCUCCAAGAAACUCCUCCGUAGCACCGGCAAAGCCGCUUGGAUCGCCGGAACUACCUUCUUGAUCUUAUUUGUCCCUUUGAUCAUUGAGAUGGACCGCGAGCAGCAGUUCAAUGAACUCGAGCUCCAGCAAGCUAGUCUCCUCGGUGCCCCACCCACUGCACCUGCACGCUCUUGAGUAACCGGGUCUGUGUCAUAUCAGGUCAGAGGAGCUUGUUGUUUAUCAAAUUUUAUGGUUGUCCUAGUUUAGUGAAACUUCUAGAUUCAGUCUUAGGAUUUUUUUCCUUUUAAUUUGAGUUUAAGUUUUUUACUUGUCGGAAUGUUGUUACUGGACUUUGUUUUAUCGAUUGAGUUUAUUCGUAUGAAUUUUUAAGUGAAACUGAACAUUGUUGUGAUAAAGUAAAAUUGGUGAAACUAAA